Messenger RNA from Recurvomyces mirabilis, 1800 nucleotides. RefSeq lists its product as uncharacterized. The record is from RefSeq and is a predicted model, not a curated record. The coding region runs from base 1 to 1800 and encodes 599 amino acids. The transcript has 4 exons. Lineage: Eukaryota; Fungi; Ascomycota; Dothideomycetes; Mycosphaerellales; Teratosphaeriaceae. Gene Ontology annotation, molecular function: protein binding.
AUGGCAGCGCCUUCUCCAGCGCUUGCUGGCCUACCGUUUCCAGACCUCAAUGGACCAGAGUUUCAGCAAGGUCUCAGAGUUAUCGUUGACCCGGGUGAGGCUACGCAAGUUGAUGUUGUUGCUGUUCAUGGCCUGAACCCGACGAACUCUGCCUCACAUGCCCUCUCCACCUGGACGAAAGAUGACAAGCUAUGGUUACGAGACAUGUUGCCGAACGAGGCGCAGACCGCACGGGUGAUGCUGUUUGCAUACAAUGCCAAUGUGACGUUCGACUCUUCGACGGCAGGCAUCUUGGAGCAGGCGAACAACCUGCUCAAUAGACUACGAAUGAAGAGAAGGGGAGAAGAAGCAGAAAGGCGACCUCUUAUAUUUAUUGCACACAGUCUGGGCGGACUCGUGGUAAAGCAUGCCAUCGUGACGGCCGCGAACGUGAAUCGCUACAAGCCAAUCCAUAGGGCAACUUACGGUCUCGUCUUCUUCGGCACACCACAUCAAGGCUCGGCAAAUGCAACUUCUCUCGGCAAGCUCGCUGCCAAUAUCAUGCGUGCGGUGUACCAUGAACCUAAGAAUUCGUUCAUGGACUCAUUGGAAAAAGACUCAUCCUUCAGCCAGAGCCUUUCGAAUGAGUUUCGAAGCUUCGCGGAGAACUACAGGAUCAUCAGCUUUUAUGAGACAAAACCCAUGCACGGCAUCGGCAUUGUUGUCGAUCAGACUUCCGCAAGUCUAAGUCUUGGAGCCAACAGGGAGUGGCCCAUUGCGCUCAAUCGUGAUCAUACUUCGCUGUGCAGAUUCAAUGGUUCGGAUGACCAGGAUGAUUACGAGCAAGUCGAGGGUAAUGUUUGCGAGAUGAUUGAGGAGGCAAUCAAGCACUCUGGAUCCGUUGCAGGUUUAGGUAUCACAUCGUCUCCACCACCGGCUGCAACAUACAGUCCACCACUUGCGGCCACUACAGCCUACAGCCCGCCACUAUCCGGUGCUACUGCCUUCACUCCACCAAUGCCGCAUACUACGCCUUACACUCCACCACUACCGCAUACCACUUCAAGUCCAGAUAUCAAGGGUGCAAACACAUACCCAGGUUUGACCAAUCAGCUUCCUCCUCCUGCCCGCAAUGACUCCUACCAAGGUAGUAUCCGUUCAGAGCCCGCCAUAGACAGCCGCUCAAUCGUCGAGUCAAUAAACCAGUCGACCAUGUCCCUGGCCCUGUCCGACGCCUCCUCGGAACAAUACCCAAAUGGAGCAAACGACAGCAAUAAACGGAACAGCACCUCAACAGUAACGACCGAAUACAGCACCCUGGACAAACAACGCACCAACAGCGGAACCAAUUCCUCGGGACGCCGUCAAGUCCAAUCACCCUCCUUGUUCUCGUCCAUCUCUAUGAAUAUGUCGGAUGGUGAAGGCACAGCCUUCCGUCUCGCCGCAGCCGAAGGAGACUACGCCCGGGUAAAAUUCAUGCUAGAGAAGGGCGUCGGGAUCGACAACUCCGGCGUCUGGGACGGCUACACCGCUCUCGCGGACGCAGCCCUACAUGGCCAAGAAGAAGUCAUCGAGUUGCUCCUCGAGAAAGGCGCGAACCCGGCAUUCCAUUGUAUCAGUUCGAAGAAGAGGUAUGGAAGCAAAGAGAACACUCCGCUGAGUUUGGCGGCGGCGAAAAAUCAUAUCGGGAGUAUGAAGAUUUUGUUGCAGCAUCAUGUUUAUGCUCCUUCUGAGAUCGAGAGGGCCAGGGCGGCGGCGAAGGAUAGGAAUCGCUUGGAUGCGCAGAGGUUGCUUAACGACCCGAGUUCGUGGCACUUAUGA